GCCACUCAUAGCACACUUCACCAUACCUCCUCACCCUGACAUGCUUCUUCACCAACACCCUAUCCCCAUCUUCACCAUGCCACAUCUCCCUGACAUACUUCUUUCCCAACACCCAAUCCCCAUUCCCUCCCUCUGUCGAAUUGUUCCCUCUUGGAUUGGACCUGCCACAAUCUCCCCCAAAUCGACAGACAGAAGGGUCAAAUGGAAUUGAAACAAGAGGGAGCAGUUCACGGGGUAUUGGUGGCCGAUGAACACGGUGAAGGCGAGUUUCAGAACGAAGAGGAAAACUAGGGUGGAGACGACGAUGGCUGCGCCUGGUGCAUUUUGGGGUGAUUUAUGGAGGACAUUACAAAUGUCUUGGCAAAAAAAGUAUAAUUUACAUGUUAGGGAUCUGUCUUUGCUCACUAGAGUGACCCUAUUAAUGUGGGUUCGAGUAGAUAUUGAUGCUAUCGAGAUCAGUAUAUCUGCUUCUGAUACGUUAGCCUGCUCAUUUUCACUAUUUAGAGUCCUUAAGACUUAUGACAUCCGAGCUAUUGUUUCACCUGUGAAAGUUGCGUGGGCAAAAGUAAAGGUAUGA
Messenger RNA from Linum tenue, 577 nucleotides. The record is from the annotation of a GenBank genome assembly. Lineage: Eukaryota; Viridiplantae; Streptophyta; Magnoliopsida; Malpighiales; Linaceae.